Molecule: messenger RNA, 795 nt
Organism: Trichoderma virens Gv29-8
Lineage: Eukaryota; Fungi; Ascomycota; Sordariomycetes; Hypocreales; Hypocreaceae
Exons: 2
Coding region: 1-795 (264 amino acids)
Molecular function (GO): oxidoreductase activity, acting on the CH-OH group of donors, NAD or NADP as acceptor
Source: RefSeq, a predicted model, not a curated record
AUGCCCUCCUACGCAAUCACCGGCGCCUCCAAAGGCAUUGGCCGCGAAUUCGUCCGCCAACUCGCCCAAUCCCCAUCCAACACCGUCCUCGCCAUUGUCCGCGACCCAGAAUCCCCCGGCAUCAAGGCCCUCGCCCAAGCCCACUCUAACGUCCACCUCAUCAAAGCCAACGUCACAGACCCGCAGUCCAUCCUUGCCGCCGCCGAACAGGCCGCCGCCAUCCUCGACGGCAAGCUUGACGUCCUCAUCCACAACUCAAACUCCGUCGACAUGGCCACCUUUUCGCUGCCCCCGUCAAAGGUCCCCUUUGAUGUUGAGGCUACCAGGAGUUUCUACGAGGAGCCCGUUCGCACCGCUAUUUACGGCGCUGCGUGGGCGACAAAUGCGUUCUUGCCCCUGAUUGAAAAGGGAGACCUCAAGAAGAUUGCACACAUCACCAGCAGCAUGGCAAACACUGAGGUCAUUCUCGGCACUGGUGUCGAUUAUGCCGUGGCCUAUUCCAUUGCAAAGGCCGGCAUGAAUGUCCAGAUCGCAAAGUACGCUGCUGAGCUUGCUCCCAAGGGCAUCAAGACCGUGGCUAUCUGCCCUGGCUGGGUUGAAACUCAUGAAGGCCCAAAGCCUCCUCAGCUCGUCGAGGCGACAGAGAUAAUGCUGAACCAAUUCCGAAAGAUGGAGCCUGACUUGAAGGGACAAAUGCCUGUAGAGGAAAGUGUCUCACAGCAGCUCAGGGUCAUCAAUGGACUCGACGCUGCAAGAAGCGGUACCGUCAUCCGGGCUCGAGAUUUCAAGGCUUGA